GCGGGAGGCGGCCCUCGCGGCCGACGUCACUUCCGCCUUCCGGGAGGGCCGGCGGCGGUACGGCGGCCGCGGGGGGGGCAGGGGGCCGGCGGCCGGCGGUGUGUGGCGGUCGGGGAAGCAACCGGAGGCGGCGGCGGGAGCGAUGGAGAUGCAGUCGUACUACACCAAGCUUUUGGGAGAGCUCAAUGAGCAGCGGAAGAGGGACUUCUUCUGUGACUGCAGUAUCAUCGUGGAGGGGAGGAUCUUCAAAGCACACAAAAACAUUUUAUUUGCAAACAGUGGCUAUUUCAGAGCCUUGCUGAUUCACUACAUCCAGGACAGCGGACGACACAGCACCGCUUCUUUGGACAUUGUAACGUCCGAGGCCUUCUCCAUCAUCCUAGAUUUCCUUUAUUCAGGGAAGCUAGAUCUCUGUGGGGAAAAUGUUAUUGAGGUCAUGUCUGCAGCUAGCUAUUUGCAGAUGACUGAUGUGGUCAACUUCUGCAAAACGUAUAUAAGGUCGUCAUUAGAUAUUUGCAGGAAAAUAGAGAGAGAAGCUGCUUUCUAUCAGGCUGAUAGCGGGAGUGCUAGUUCUGCGAGAGAGGGCACCUCUUACGGUUCAAAGAGCCAGUGCUCUGCCUCUGUCUCUUCCCUGCAGGAGAAGGAAAGGAUUUCAGAUUGUCAGCGAGAUCCUCCCUGUGGUGAAUGCAGCAGCUGCCAUCCCUUGGAGCUCGUGGUGAGAGACCCCGUGAGCAGCGACUCUCCAGAUGACGUUAAUUCCUCGCUGCCCAAGGGGGUAGAACCCAAAGUAGAGUUUGACCCCGAUGGAGUAGAGGUAGAAGUGGGGGAACGGCUGCAGCAGUACCCGACUCCGUUGUCCCUUGAGCAGAUGGAAGAGGGGCUGCACGGUGGGCAGGCGAUGGACCUGGCCUGCAAUAACUAUCACAUGAAACAGUUCCUAGAGGCCCUGCUGCGCAACAGCACAGCUCAGAGAAAGGACGAUGUGGUUCACCACUUUGUUCGGGGCUUUGAGGGUAGGCCAGAGGAUGCAGGGGUAGCCAUGAGUUCCAUGAUGGACAUUCACAGCGACUGGUAUGGUGAGGAUACAGGUGAUGUGUUAGUUGUGCCAAUCAAGCUUCACAAAUGUCCAUUCUGUCCCUACACGGCUAAACAGAAAGGAAUACUAAAACGGCACAUUCGCUCUCACACAGGUGAGAGGCCCUACCCCUGUGAGACAUGUGGGAAACGUUUCACUCGGCAAGAACACCUUCGGAGUCAUGCUUUAAGUGUGCAUCGAUCAAACAAGCCAAUUAUCUGCAAAGGUUGCAGAAGAACGUUCACGAGUAGCAUGUCUCAAGGAUUACGACGCUUUGGCCUGUGUGACAGCUGCACGUGUGUGACCACUACACAUGAGGACUCAAUGCCCAUUAACCUCAGCCUAAUGGAACCUUCCUCAGAAGGCCAAGAGAAGGGUGAUACAGAUAAUGAUUGGCCCAUAUAUGUGGAGUCUGGAGAGGAAAAUGAUCCAGCUGAUGAUGAUGAUGCUGAUGGUGAUGAUAAGCAGGAAAUCCACAGGAGCUUAUCAGACCGAGAAACACUUAUGUAGCAGUGAGACGAGAGUGGGAGGAUUUAAAGCGACUCUGACAGUGGUCAGUCUGCAAUGGAAAAAUGGGUAUUUGUCCAGUUAGUGAGACUGUACUGCUUUUUAUCAUUCAAUUUUUUAAAGAACAGUGGGGAGAAUUGGAAUUUUUAAUACUUUCAAGUUUUCAGUGCUGUGCACCAGAAUUCUCUGGAGAAUCUUCUGUCUAGGGUUCACAGAGGUUGUACUUGAACAAUCUCCCGUUGUGUCUCUGCAUCCCAGCUUUAAGAGACAGCACAUUUUGCAAAUGGAACAUCUCUGUUAUUUUGAUAGCAGGUUUCUUCCAGUACUGUUGUCAUGGCCCUUAAUCCCUGAUCUCAAGCAGUCACGGCGUUCUCUCUGAAGAGAGAUGUAGAUUAAAAGAAAUGUAGUUUUCAUCCAUUACCUUGGACUUUUCCAAACUAAGUUGUGAUCCUUCUCUGUUAGGAUGGUAUUAUCUAAACCGUAAACCUUAGCUGUUUGUUUAGACAGGAUUUGACCUGGUAGACCAACCAGGCUAACAAAAAUAUGCUGCAGAUGAAAGUAUAGACAGUAAGAAUAAAUAUAUUUCACAUAUCUUCAGUCGUAGGUACUUAGAGAGCAAGCUUCUUUUUUGAAUUGUUUUCCCUGCAUCUGCCUCUCUUGAGAUUGGACUACAGAUCUUCAGAUGUGUCUUUAAAGACAUUCAGACAACACUAGAUCUGGCUUAAGAAACACUAAGCACACUUAAGAUGUUAUAACAUUAUGGUGUCUAAUGCUCUGGUCACUCAGUUGAGAAUAAGUGAACUGCCCAAUUCUCUUCACUUUUUUACAGUGGAAGUUAAAUCUGUUAAUCAGGUUACUUAGGAAUUCUAAUACUUAAAUAUCCAGAUUCACAGCUGAUGUAGCUGAGGAGCAGUUAAAUAUAAGUAUCUGAGCUAUGCAUUAUGAACCAGCUCUGUAUACCUUUUGGAAGCAAUUGGGUGGGAAAUUUCAGAAAUUUGUACUAGCUUCUUUGUAUGCACAUCCUUUUCUUUUUCUCUUACUGUAUUUUAUUUUAGUCUUUGGCAAUCCUCCUCAUGGUUUACAUUGUUGUGCAAAUUUAUCCAAGUACUGUUUUGCUGAAACUCCACUGUGGACCUCCUGUUUCGCUGCUGAGAUAGAUAAAGGUUGGCUUUCAAAGGAGGUGAGGUCAUGUUACCUUUCAGUUACCAAAUUGAUAUAAACUAUGAAAAUCAAGCUGGGAAGCUUUAGAAGAAAACGAACCACCAACAGAAAGCCUAUUUGUUCAUGCGUAACCUUCUGUUUCCUAAUGAAGAGACAAUAUUGAAAGAUUCUGUGAAGUAAGACUGUAUAGAGUUAAUACUUCUUUGUUAUAAGUGUUUAAUGAAAAGGCAGAUUGUAUAUGAGUCUUUCUAGCUGGAGUUAAGUGCUAGAUCAGAGGGAGCCAGACAUGGCUGGCAAAGAUUAAGUUCCUCUGACUUAAUAAGACAGUAUUUCUUGAAGUUUUAAAGAAAUACUUCACAGUGGGGAAACAUACCAUGAAACCUGGGGGAAAAAGUCCUCUGAUUUAACCAGUUAUUUUUGUAUAUCUUGUGCUUUUAUUUCACAUAUUGAAUGAGAACAGUUCAGUUUCUCUAUCUGCUUCAUUCUGCAGUGAAGCAAUAAUCCUGUUGCAAUGUCACAAUUUAUUUGUACAGAAGUGAUUCUGAUAUCACAAAGCAGUUAAGAAUUCAUUGCCAGAUCAAGCAGGGUGAGGAAAGAAGAAAUAAGCUUAUUUUUAAACAAGUUGCUUUUUUGCUACUUAAUGAUUCAUAAAAACAGCAGAAGGUAAAUAGACUUGUUUUGAAAUCUCUCUCUAGAUCUGCGUUCUUGGUAAGUGCCACCUUCUCAGGAAGAUACUGGCAUCACUUCCUGAGUUUAUUUUCUGAGACUUAAACUGAGCAAGCAACAUAUCACUUUUAAGAUCUGCUAUUUAUAGCUGCAUUCUGAGUUUUAAAACUUUCACUCUAUUCCACCCUAUUCCAGAUCAUUUAUAAAUUGGGAGUUUGUAAUAGCUGAACAGUAUCAUAGUGACACGAGAAUAGAAAAAAAGCAUUGAGGCAAAGUUUUCAAAAAAAUUCAGGACUCUAUAGUCCCGGUCUUAGUCAUCUAAAUAAAAACCUUUGAAAAAACAGUUCAUGUAGGUGCCAGAUUUGGAGCAGGGCUCUUUUGAAAAUCCUACUGUAAUUCUGAGUGCCAAACACUUUUGAAUAUCUACACAAAAAGUAGGCUUCUAAAUCACGUAGGCACGUUUGAAAAUCCCCCCUGUAGCUCACUGGGACUACUCUUUUGGACUACUCUGUUUUCGUUGAGCCCAACUUCAGAGGGUAUUUUUUUGGUAUUUGAUUAUCUGAUAAAGGAAGGACUUCUGUGUGUGAGAACACCUGAAAGGGAGUCAUGAUAUCUGUGAUUGCUGGGAGACUAACUGGCAUAAUGAAAGUGGGGUAGGAAUGUAAAUAGGGAUCCGAAAUGGUAUUUAGUGACUAGGCAUCCCAAUCUCUGGUCGUUCUAACAGGAGAAUGCCAUCUCAUUGUAAAUAUUGUAGAGGCCACUAGACAUGGAGUAUCCGCUGGGCAUGGUGCUGGCUAGUGUGCUACAAUUAAACUGUCAGAUGAUUUAGCUUACCACACUGUUGAACUGUGCUGAGGUGCAGACUAGCUAACUCUGAAAUUUUGAGGACAUUCAGAGAAGGGAAAAUUAAACUCUUAUGAAAGUCUGUAUGUAAUAGAGUUAAGAGCUGCAGAAAAGACUGCAGAGAUCUUCAGCAAUUUUACUUCAACCUGCUUUGUUUGGUAUUAGAGAUUAUUGUUGUGUGUCUUGUGCGUAGAAAAUGCAGCUGUGUUAACUUUUGUGUAACACGGGGUAAGGGGUGGGUGGGGGAGGCAUUACAUUCACAUUUCAGAUUGAAAGUGACCACCAAAACUGAUGUUUCCUGUUGAUCUGUCAUAUCGUGCUACUUUGUUUUUAAUGGAGUCCUUUAGCCUUUGUAUUUAGUAGAAGAGGGUGUAAUUUACCCACUUCCUUGUGACCAUGUUCAUGUAAAUCUGUUUGCUGUGCUUUCCACCUAGUUUUUUGGUGUUUUUCCUGAAAUCUUCCAUUGUAAAUCCAGCCUCUACAAGCUUUGAGAAAAGGAUGUGGCUGUUUUAAAAGGUUCUUAUGGUGCUUAAUGAAGAAUCAAAAAUAAUGUUUUUGGAAAAGUUAUUUCUAAUAUAAUCUCUUUCUCAAAGUUUUUAAAAGGCCAUGCAGGCGCAUAUCUUAAAGUCUUAGCUCUAUGUAACCCACUUUGUUUAGGAAUAUACAUUUUAAUGUACUUUUGCACAUAACUGCAAUGUAUUUCACUAAAGGAAUACAUGCUGCACUGGUAUUAAUAGUGCAUUUUACCUCUUGGUGCAAGACCUUGUAAAUCUUCCAAAUGUGGUCAUUUAAUUUUCUGAUGUUUUGUAAGGCAGUUUCAUAACUGGAGUCCUUUAGUCUAGUUUAAAUGAUGAAUUCUUAUAAACCGAAACCUUAUUUGUGGAAGUAACUUAGCUAUAAUAGUGGAUCUUGGAGCACUUUGGAGGUUUUUGAUUGCCUAGAAAAUAAAAUAGUCUGGGAGGGUAGCUUUUUUUUCUUUCUUUCUUUCUUUCUUUUUUUUUUUUUUAACAUUCACAAAGUUGACUAAGAUAUAGAUUAAGUCUUGCAUUUAAAUUUUGGGGAAUUAAAAAUGAAUAUAUCCAUUGUUAGCACAAGAUACCAUGCAAGCAAAAAUCACAUUCAUGUUAGGAAAAGAUUAAAAGGAUGCUGUCAACUUAAAAUCUAGCCAGCUGUUUUUUUGGUUUUUCUUAUAAAUUCUUUUAUAUUAUUAACACUAACUUUGUUUCCCUACCAGUUUUUGUAGUUUUGUAAUCAUCUUAACUUUUUAAACUCUUUUUUUAAAGCUUUCCCUUUUUUAUGCCAUGGGAAAAUAUGCACGCAACUGGGAAGCAGUCACUGAUGUUGGCCGGAAGAAAAUGUUCUCAAAUGCCUACAAUAAAAUGCCUGGAAAAAGGGGGGAAAAAAUCCUAGAUUGCUCUGCAAUGACAGUGGAUAUUUCACAAUCAAACUUUUUUAAAACCUACUUUUACAGAAUAUAUUUAAAACCUAUAUUUAUCUGUUGAUUUAGACUAUCUUGAGUCAAUGGAAAAUAUAAUAAAACCUACUUUCUUUUCACUGUUUUCAUUUAAACAGUGAAAUCUGUUCAUUUUUAUUUUAUUUGGGAUCUUUAUGUUAAUAUUUUUGUGUUUCAGAAGUGCCUGGGAAGUAUUCCUGUUUCAAAACCUGUUUUUUGAAUUUUUUAAAUCAUUAAAACCUUUCCAUUAGAAUUAAAGGUUAUGUUUAUAAAACUGAAUUUUUUUUGAAUCCAACUUAUGUUGACAGUGCUUUCUGCCCUUUAAUGUGCACACACAAAUUGUAUUUAUUCUGUUAAAGCCUAUUAAUAUUAUGCCAACCAAAUAAUUGAAGACAGUCUUUUUUUCUCUGUUGUUGAAUUGUUUAAAAUUCAAAUUUUCUAUAUGUCUGGAAAUAGUUUUAACAUGUAUUAGAAUCUAAAGGGCAUUAGUUGUUAAAACCUUUCCAAUGGCUCCUUUAGGCAUGCACAUGUUUUAGUAAAACAGAAUCCUGACGAUAA
Molecule: messenger RNA, 6263 nt
Organism: Dromaius novaehollandiae (emu)
Lineage: Eukaryota; Metazoa; Chordata; Aves; Casuariiformes; Dromaiidae
Gene: ZBTB8B
Product: zinc finger and BTB domain containing 8B
Exons: 4
Coding region: 143-1585 (480 amino acids)
Biological process (GO): regulation of transcription by RNA polymerase II
Molecular function (GO): DNA-binding transcription factor activity, RNA polymerase II-specific; RNA polymerase II cis-regulatory region sequence-specific DNA binding; protein binding
Source: RefSeq, a predicted model, not a curated record